CAAGCACUAUAUAAACCCUAAUUAUAUCAUCACCAAAAGGACGCUAGGGUUUGCUGCGGCUUGUGAACAGGGGUAUAAUACACAACACAGAGCUCCAGUUUCACCUCCGUCUCCGUCACCAUGGGUCGUAUGCACAGUCGCGGUAAGGGUAUUUCAUCCUCAGCUUUGCCUUACAAGAGAACUCCACCAAGUUGGCUGAAGAUUUCUGGCCAAGAUGUGGAGGAUAACAUUUGCAAAUUUGCAAAGAAGGGUCUGACUCCUUCUCAGAUCGGUGUCAUUCUUCGGGACUCUCAUGGUAUUGCUCAAGUCAAGAGCGUGACUGGAAGCAAGAUUUUGCGUAUCCUUAAGGCUCAUGGACUUGCCCCUGAAAUUCCUGAGGAUCUGUACCAUCUUAUUAAGACGGCUGUUGCAAUUAGGAAGCAUUUGGAGAGGAACAGGAAGGACAAGGAUUCCAAGUUCCGUUUGAUUCUUGUUGAGAGCAGGAUCCACAGGCUUGCACGAUACUACAAGAAAACAAAGAAGCUUCCUCCUGUCUGGAAAUACGAGUCUACCACCGCCAGCACCCUUGUGGCUUAAAGCAAGGUUUUGCCUCACAGUAGUAUUCAGGGUUAUCUUGUGGUGGCAGCAAUACUCUUAUGAGCAAGAAUGUUUUCAUUGUCUAGAAUAUUUCAGACCUAAGACCUUUAUUCAUAGGUUUUAAAUGAUUUUGUUUUGUUUGCGAGAACUUGGAAGAGAAAUUUAAAACUUGUUAUGUUGCUGAAUAUUUGCUUGUUCUUUGAGCAUUUUUAUUUUGGAU
Molecule: messenger RNA, 796 nt
Organism: Mangifera indica (mango)
Lineage: Eukaryota; Viridiplantae; Streptophyta; Magnoliopsida; Sapindales; Anacardiaceae
Product: 40S ribosomal protein S13-like
Exons: 5
Coding region: 121-576 (151 amino acids)
Biological process (GO): translation
Cellular component (GO): ribosome; cytosolic small ribosomal subunit; nucleolus
Molecular function (GO): structural constituent of ribosome; small ribosomal subunit rRNA binding
Source: RefSeq, a predicted model, not a curated record